Molecule: messenger RNA, 2316 nt
Organism: Syngnathus acus (greater pipefish)
Lineage: Eukaryota; Metazoa; Chordata; Actinopteri; Syngnathiformes; Syngnathidae
Product: 14-3-3 protein beta/alpha-1
Exons: 6
Coding region: 143-877 (244 amino acids)
Biological process (GO): signal transduction
Cellular component (GO): cytoplasm
Source: RefSeq, a predicted model, not a curated record
GAGAAAAGAGGAAAUGCAAGUAGCGGCAUAACGGAAGUGGUUCUGCCCUGAGAUAUACGCCGAGCGCGACGGGAGCACGGAGGCAUUAAAACGUCUAACGGAGAGUUGAGAAUAAUCAGGAUUAAAAGUCGCCGAUAUUAAAAUGGACAAGAACGACCUGGUACAGAAUGCCAAGCUUGCCGAGCAGGCUGAGCGCUAUGACGACAUGGCCGCAGCCAUGAAGAGUGUGACGGAGCAAAGUAUGGAGCUGUCAAACGAGGAGCGCAACCUCCUCUCGGUUGCCUACAAGAAUGUGGUCGGAGCGCGCCGCUCAUCCUGGCGCGUCAUCUCCAGCAUUGAGCAGAAAAUUGAAGGCAAUGACAAGAAGAAGCAGAUGGCUCGUGAAUAUCGGGAGAAGAUCGAAUCUGAGCUGCAGGAAAUCUGCCACGAUGUGCUGGGGCUUCUGGACAAGUACCUUAUUGUCAAUGCCGGGAGUUCCGAAGGCAAGGUGUUCUAUCUGAAAAUGAAGGGCGACUAUUAUAGAUACCUGUCUGAGGUGGCAUCCGGAGAUGCUAAGAAGGAUACCGUCGAUAAUUCCCAGCAAGCAUACCAGCAAGCUUUCGACAUUAGCAAGGGGGAUAUGCAGCCAACACACCCCAUUAGGCUUGGCUUGGCCCUCAACUUCUCUGUCUUCUAUUAUGAGAUCCAGAACAACCCAGAAAAGGCCUGCAGUCUGGCAAAGACGGCAUUCGAUGAAGCCAUCGCCGAGCUUGACACUUUGAACGAGGACUCUUACAAAGACAGCACCCUGAUCAUGCAGCUACUAAGGGACAACUUGACUCUGUGGACAUCAGAAAAUCAGGGCGACGAGGGGGAGACCGGAGAAGGGGAAAACUAAAGGAAUUGCACUGUUAAUCCACAUACACUCUUAUCUUAAAAACACAGACAGCUUAUAUACAUCCCCCCCCCUCCCCUUCCCUCCAGUCUCCUUCCACUCCAUCAGCCCCUCCCUCUUCUGUAUGACAAGCAGCCUGAAUUGCUCCUGACCAACUAGUUUACCCCUCUCAGUUCACUGCGAGGCGACAGGGUCAUUUUCAGUUGUUAGUACGUUCAGUCAUUUUGUAGAAAUUCGUAUUGUUUUUCGUUAGCUCUGUGUGUACGUCUGCACGUUCGUGGGGAGCGGGUGAGAGUGUAAAGAAAAAAAAAAAAAAAAAAGAAAAAAGUUGUGUGCGCGCACUUGUUUGAGAGACAUCUUGUGUAUGGGGGGGGGGGGGGGGGGGGGGUGGUCGUGAAUUCUAAUCGUCCUUCCAAAUUCCUUUGUCCCGGCUCGUUUGUGGCUCAUUUUCCUCCUCCCCUGCUUCUUUUUGUUACUUUUAUUAUUGUGAUUCAUCAUGGUAUUUACAGGUUUUAUUGUAUGGGUUUUAUUGUAUGGUAAUGAAACUGGCAAACACUGUGAUGGUAGGUGUUCCAUUUGCUUCACAACCCCCAAGAGCAAUUUGCGUUUUUUUGACUUUUCCGGAAUCACGUACAAUCCCGUAUUCGACUUAACUGCAAUUCUGCUGUGGGCUCAUACAGAAAGGAGGCAGGCUGUAUUGUGACACUGACAUCCGAGUGGAAUGCGCCUCGACCGUUUUCACAAACGAAAGGGACCCCUUAAAUGAUCACGUUUCAUAUUAUUCAGACAUUUGCAUCGCGAGGCUCCCUCUCAAAAAAGGCAUUACCCCCCCCCCCCCCCCCCCCCUCUUUUGCAAACUUAAGUAGAUUGACUCACUCGUAAGUGAUGCGUACCGUCUAAUGUGGCUGCAGGUUAUUUUAUCCUUUGUGUGUAAUAUCCACAGGAAACUAGUUGUUGACCUCACUUUAAUCAAUCUUGCUUUCAGAAUUACAUCUUCAGGCGUUGUCUCGGCAACAAAAUGCUUUUGUGUCCGGCAUAGCCUCUUGAUUCUAUUUUUACCAUCGGCGUUAGCAAAUACCAGUUGAGAUCAGACAAAGUCGGAACGAUGACCCGCGAAAAUCACGUGAAGGUGCAAUUUCAUCUCAUUGGAAAGAGGCUCAGUGUCACAAUACUGUGUAUCACCACUACAUUCCACAUCUUGUAGUUGAAGACACCAUUCCACGUUAUUACGCUGUUUCUUCUGACAAUGCUCCAAGGAAUUGAAAUGUUUUGUUCAUUAAAAAAAAAAAAAGAAAAAGUCCAUUUCAUUAUGCUUGAUGAAAAAUGCAGUUAGUGAAUGUGGAACGAAGCCUGUCUGUAUAUCUGGUAUUUACUUGCUUUGUUUUUACUGACAAGUCUUAUGGCUAAAAAAAAAAAAAAAUUGCUUCUGUAACAGUCUAUUA